AUGGCAAAAAUAAUUAAACCACCAACACAAGAAGAAAUGAGAGAUUUAACAUCAUUAUUAUCAUCAGGUGAACCAUAUGAAAUAUUAGGAUGUGAUCCUGAUUCAACACAAAAAGAAAUAACAAAAAGAUAUAGAGAUUUAGCAAGAAAACAUCACCCAGAUAAACAACAGCAUAAUGGUAAUAAUAAAAACGAUGGUGGUGAUAUGAUGACAAAGAUUAACAAUGCAUACAAGUUACUCUCAAAUGAAAGAUUUAAAGAAGUCUAUGACGUCUAUCUAUUACAAGAGAUGAUGAUGGAUGGUGAUGGUAGUGGUAGUGGUGGUGUUGAUUUUGAUACAGAUAGAAUAUAUCGUGAAGCUAGAUUCAAAAACAUCUUAUUAACCUCACUUGGACUCUUAUUCAACACUUUCUCAAUCCCAUUCAGAACUAUAGCUGUUGUAAUUCAAUCAAAUCCAACCAUAAUCAAACCAAUGACUGUACUAAAAUCAAUGACCAAAGGACACGGUUUCUUCAAAGGUCUAUUCAGGGGCACCGCCUUCCUCCUCUCUUCAUCAGUAUUAGAAUUAAUUCGUGAGAAAUCAAUUGAAACUUCAUUUAAAUAUAUUGACAAUUUAAUAAUACCAUCAUCAUCAUCAUCUGACAGUGGUAGUGGUAGUGGUGGUAGUAAAAAAUUACAAAUUUUAAAAUCAUUUAUAAAUAUAUUCACUAAAGCAAUAUUAAAUUUCCCAAUUCGUAUGAUUGGUAAUAUUUUAAUAUUGUCACCACCUGGGUAUGGUGUAUUUAGAGUUAUUAAGGAUGUAAUAUUACGUUAUGAUCAAGCCACCACUGGUAAUAUCAUUAUGAGCGUUAGCAAUGGUAGAGCCCCGCCAAUUCAGUGGAAGAAUUUAUUCUACUCGUUGGGUUAUUCAUUGGCAAUUGUUUAUAGUAAAAAGUUGAUUAUAAAAGGUUUGAAGGUUAUUGAUAUUCAUGUUUACGAAGGUAGUAUCAAAGAUCCAAAUAGUAAACUCUAUCGUUACUCAAACUAUCUCCUUAGUAAAACUUUAUUCCGUGUCGCUUUGCAAACCAUCCUCGUUAAUCCAUUCGAUGUUUUGCAUUCUCAAUAUCCACGUAUCCUUUUAGAUAGUUGGUUAAAUGGUUCCAUACCUGUACCUGUUGCUCAGAAUCCAAUCUCAUUGGCAAUCGAUAUCUAUCGCUCAAAUAAUAAUAGUAUAACUAAAUUCUUUAAUGGUGUAAUUCCAUUAUUCUUUUGUAAGAUUUUCGAAGAUUUUUGUGAGCAAUGUGAUGUUAGUGAUAUUGAUGAUUAUGAAGAUGACGAUAUUUAUGCUUAA
Dictyostelium discoideum AX4 is the source of this 1329-nucleotide messenger RNA. RefSeq names its product heat shock protein DnaJ family protein. The transcript has a single exon. The record is from RefSeq and is a predicted model, not a curated record. Lineage: Eukaryota; Evosea; Eumycetozoa; Dictyosteliales; Dictyosteliaceae. The coding region runs from base 1 to 1329 and encodes 442 amino acids.